Molecule: messenger RNA, 2010 nt
Organism: Cryptosporidium ubiquitum
Lineage: Eukaryota; Apicomplexa; Conoidasida; Eucoccidiorida; Cryptosporidiidae
Product: ubiquitin fusion degradation family protein
Exons: 1
Coding region: 1-2010 (669 amino acids)
Cellular component (GO): VCP-NPL4-UFD1 AAA ATPase complex
Molecular function (GO): polyubiquitin modification-dependent protein binding
Source: RefSeq, a predicted model, not a curated record
AUGGAUGACUUUAGCUCCUCUUUAAGUAAAUUAAAAAAAGAACAGGAAAAAGAAAGAAAGAGAAUAUUAGAAAAAAAACAAAAAGAAAAGAAAAUCCAGGAAAAAAGUAAGUUUGAAGUUGAAGAUUAUUUAUCUAGUAUUGAAAGAGCUUUUAUUAAACAACAAAAGAACAUUAUAAAUGAAAUAAAUUUAGAUAAAUAUAAUACAAACCCAAAUUUAAAUGAUGGAAUUUUACAAGAAGAAAAUAAAUAUUCUUGGAUACUUAAACUUAAUUUAAAAGAUGAUAAUAAAUCUAAAUUCCCUAACAAUGGAGAAACUGAUCAGGUAAUUCUUCCAGCUGAUUUAUUGAAAAUAUUAAGUAAUGAUGAGUCUAUAUAUCCACUUUAUUUUAAUAUAAAAUGUUUAAAUUAUAUAGAAAAGAAUGAUAAACAAGAUAAAAACAUAAUAGAAACACAUUGUGGGGUUUUGGAUUACUCAGAAGAAUCGGGAUUUAUUUCUUUACCAAAAAAAGUAAUUAGAUGUUUAAAUAUAAAUCUACAUGAUUUUGAUCCUAAAAAAAGUGGUUCUACAAUAUGGAUUCAAAUUACAUAUAAAAAUCUUCCUAAAGGAUCUUUUGCUUCUUUUGAAAUAUUAAACAGUCAAGAUAUUUUCAAAAUGCAUCAUAUUGAAUCUUUUCUUGAAAGUUAUUUAAGAAAUAACUUUCUUACUUUAACUAUUGGAGACACUUUAAUAAUAAAUCAACCAAACUAUUUGAGCAAUAAUUACUGUAUUUCUAUAAUUAAAGUCAAGCAUUUGGAACCAGAAAAUUCGAUUAGCUUAAUUAAUACAGAUAUUUCUCUGGAUAUAAUUUAUAAAGAUAAUAAUGAUUUCAAUAUAGAUCCUAUAAAAGAUCAGACUAUUAGUGAAGACUUGGUUAUUAAUACUAAUAAUUCAACUAAACAAUUGAAUAUUGGAGAUAUUUUAAAUAUUGAUGACGGGUUAGAUGUGAUUCAUUUUAAAGUAGAUAUCCCAUUUAACCUGAAAAAAGUUUUUUUAAAUGAGUCAAAUACUCAAAGUACAGCUAAACUAAGUAUCUCAGUCUUUUCAAACUACUAUUACGACAUUUUUGUCUCUUUUCCUCCCAUUUUUGAAGCAUCUUCUCACUUAUACAUAUUCAGAUCUUUCCCUGAAGACCAGAUUAGUGAAAUCAACAUUGAUAACAGCAGUUUUGGGAAUAAAAAUAAUAAUACAACCACAAACAAAACCACUAAUAUAACUAACAAUCUGUUUAUUUCCAGUCUUGAUUUCAUUAAUUAUUUGAAAACUCUGGAAAGCAAUGCUUACAAUCAAGAUAAUUCUACUUUGUUGGCCAUAUUUCCCUCUAUUUUAUUUAUUACUAUACAAAAGUAUGAAAGUAAUCUACUUGAUUCUAAUAUUCUAUCCAAAAAAACACUUUCCUCUUCCUCUAGUAUCCAGGUAAAGAUCAAUUACAGUAAAAACAAUGAUGAUUUGGAUAGAUAUAUUCCAGAUAGUGGAUAUUCAAUUUGCACAAAUUGCAAAAGAAAAGUACCAAAUGUUAACUUAGAUUUACAUUAUAUACAAUGUGAGAAGAUUUACAAAAGAUGUGAUAAAUGUGAUCUUGUUUUAAAAAAAAUAGAUCUUGAAAAACAUACUCAUUGCAACAAAUGUUUCAGAUUUGGAUUAAGCUUGGAUCAAGUUGAUCAUCAUGAGAAACUAUAUCACCAGUAUACUCAAUGUAAACUUUGUAAUCAAGAUAAUAUUAAACCAAUACAACUUAGAAUCCACCAAACACAAGAGUGCCCAAAAAGAAUUAUACUUUGUAGAUAUUGUAAUGAUUUUGUACAAGCAGGUACCAAUGGACAUUAUGUUGAUUAUAAAGAUAAAUAUUAUUACAAUUUAACAUCACAUGAAUCUUAUUGUGGAUCUAGAACAACAAACUGUCAUUUAUGUAAUAAAACAGUAUUAAUUAAAGAAUUAAAAUCUCAUAUUGAUUUAAUACAUACAAAGUAA